This is a messenger RNA of Suhomyces tanzawaensis NRRL Y-17324, 1043 nucleotides long. RefSeq names its product organic acid transporter (gene YMC1). Gene Ontology annotation, molecular function: L-ornithine transmembrane transporter activity. NCBI's taxonomy places the organism in Eukaryota, Fungi, Ascomycota, Pichiomycetes, Serinales, Debaryomycetaceae. The record is from RefSeq and is a predicted model, not a curated record. Bases 94 to 978 code for a protein of 294 amino acids. Gene Ontology annotation, biological process: mitochondrial L-ornithine transmembrane transport. The transcript has a single exon.
CGGCGGUCGUGCGCUUGGUCAACACCACGACUCCACCCGAUCCAUUUACUCAUCCCAAAAGCUGGAGUAUCUCCUACCAAAUCCUUACCCAGAAUGACCAUUGAAUUAGAAGAGCCUCCACUUGCCAGCAAUGCACAGGUCAUAAAGGACUUGGUCGGUGGUACCAUGGGUGGUAUUGCGCAGGUCUUGGUGGGCCAGCCUUUCGAUACUGUUAAGGUCAGAUUGCAGUCUGCUCCAGAAGGAACCUACAACGGGGCUGUGGACGUAAUUAAGAAGUUGUUAAAAGAUGAGGGUCCCAAAGGAUUUUAUAAGGGUACCUUGACCCCGCUUAUUGGUGUUGGUGCUUGCGUUUCAGUGCAGUUCAGUGUCAAUGAAUAUAUGAAGAGAUACUAUGAUGACAAGUUGAACGGUGCCCCAUUGUCGUUGACCCAAUUCUUUACAUGUGGUGCAAUUGCUGGGUUCGCUAAUGGGUUCUUGGCUUCUCCCAUCGAACAUAUCCGUAUCAGAUUGCAAACCCAAACCGGCAGUGUCAAACAGUUUCAUGGUCCUAUCGAUUGUGGUAAGAAAUUAGUGGCAGCAAAUGGUUUAUACAAGGGAUUGUUGCCCACACUUGUCAGGGAAAGUGUAGGUUUGGGUAUUUAUUUUGCUACCUAUGAAGCAUUAAUUGCUAGAGAAUUGAAGGGUACUACUUUGGCAAGAAAUGAUAUCCCUGGUUGGAAAUUAUGUGCUUUCGGUGGAUUGUCUGGUUACACCUUGUGGAUUGGUAUUUACCCUAUUGAUGUGAUCAAGUCCAAAUUGCAAACCGACUCUUUGAAGUCCCCUACCUACAAAGGAAGUUUGAGUGUCUUCAGGGAUGUGUGGGCCAAGAAAGGUAUCAAGAGUUUCUACAGAGGCUUCAUUCCUACCAUUUUGAGAGCAGCACCAGCAAACGGAGCUACUUUUGCUGUCUUUGAAUUGACCAUGAGGUUGUUGAAUUGAAAUGUUACCUAGAUUCUUACAAUAAUUUAUAGAUGUAUAUUAAUUCUAUUAUUAAACCGCUAGAG